UAAAAAAAAAAGUUAAGGUUAAUAUUAUGAGGACGUUUAACCUAAAAACCCUCUCGUUCUUUGUUCUCAUUGCGUUUUUUAUCUCGUUUUCGAGUUUUCUCGAACCGUGUUAUGCUCGAAAAGGAGGCAAUAAGCAGCACUGGAGGAAGAAACAAAAGGGUUAUGGUGGUGAUCAUCGCCGCUCUGCGAGGGAAGACAGUUACAUCACACCGGAAGAAACUGCGGUGACACUUGGAGAAAACAGCGGCGGGGUUUCGAACGUGUUUAAUGUGUUGGACUAUGGUGCUAAAGGUGAUGGAAAAGCCGAUGACACCAAGGCAUUCGAGGCGGCGUGGGCAGCAGCUUGCAAAGUGCAGGCAUCAACUAUGAGUGUUCCAUCCGGGUCUGUGUUCCUUGUCAAACCAAUCUCUUUCUCCGGCCCUAAUUGCGAAGCAAAUAUCGUGUUUCAGUUAGAUGGUAAAAUCAUAGCUCCAACAAGCUCAGGGGAUUGGGGUUCAGGUCUUUUACAAUGGAUUGAAUUCACAAAACUAAAAGGGAUUUCGAUCAAAGGCAGCGGCGUAAUUGAUGGACAAGGCUCGGUUUGGUGGAAUGACUCGCCGAAAUACAAUCCUGCAAAAGAAUCAACGUAUAGCAGUCUCGACGAUUUGCAGGCCACAGAAAGUAACAGUGGGGAAAUGCCAAGCACCAAACCAACAGCUCUUAGGUUCUAUGGAAGCGAUGGCGUUAGUGUCACUGGCAUAACACUCCAAAACAGCCCUCAGGCGCACCUCAAGUUCGACGACUGCACAAAUGUCCAGGUUUCCGAUAUAAGUAUUUCAUCCCCUGGAAACAGCCCCAAUACGGAUGGAAUCCACCUCCAAAACUCCCAAAAUGCUGUCAUUUCCGCCACCAGUAUCGCUUGUGGAGAUGACUGUAUAUCAAUACAAACAGGAUGCUCGAACGUAAACAUACACAACGUAAAUUGUGGACCAGGUCAUGGAGUCAGCAUUGGAGGGCUCGGGAAGGACAACACGAAAGCUUGUGUUUCGAACGUCACUGUCCGAGACGUUCAAAUGCACAACACACUCACUGGAGUCAGAAUAAAGACAUGGCAGGGAGGAUCGGGGUCGGUCCAAAACAUAAUGUUCUCAAACAUCCAACUAACAGAAGUUGAAACCCCAAUCAUGAUUGACCAGUUCUACUGCGACAAGAGUAAAUGCCAAAAUCAGAGCUCCGCUGUGGCGGUUUCGGGUGUGAAUUACGUAAACAUACAAGGAACCUACACGUCCAAGCCCGUGCAUUUCGCAUGCAGUGACAGCUCUCCGUGCACCGGUGUGUCUCUGGAUACCAUAGAGUUGAAAUCAGUUGAUGAAGGGAAGCAGUUGUACGACCCUUUCUGUUGGGAGGCGUACGGAGUGCUCAAAACAAGCACAGUUCCUCAAAUCGACUGCUUGAAGAAGGGGAAGCCGAGCACAAUAACUCAAUCCGGAAGUAGUGAUUCGUCUUGCUGAGCUGAGCUUAGCUUAGCUUAGGGAGUUGAUAGAUUAGUAUCGACGCGUUAUUACCUCAGAGCUUGCAGGUCAAGUCUCUGAAGCCUUUCUUCUCGACCCUAUACCGCCAUGGAACAACGACGUUUGUAGUUAGAACGGCGUUUUCAUGAAUGUGUUGUGUGUUGCUUUCCCUGCUACAGGUUAAGUUUUUGUUAUAUGAAUUAUAUUUGGCCUGCUGAA
Malus domestica (apple) is the source of this 1709-nucleotide messenger RNA. The record is from RefSeq and is a predicted model, not a curated record. Lineage: Eukaryota; Viridiplantae; Streptophyta; Magnoliopsida; Rosales; Rosaceae.